Acinonyx jubatus (cheetah) is the source of this 5035-nucleotide messenger RNA. RefSeq names its product SEL1L family member 3 (gene SEL1L3). The coding region runs from base 707 to 4006 and encodes 1099 amino acids. The transcript is spliced from 24 exons. Gene Ontology annotation, molecular function: protein binding. Lineage: Eukaryota; Metazoa; Chordata; Mammalia; Carnivora; Felidae. The record is from RefSeq and is a predicted model, not a curated record.
GAGACACAGAAUCUGAAGCGGGCUCCGGUCUCUGAGCUGUCAGCACAGAGCCCCGCGCGGGGCUCGGACCCACGGAGUGUGAGAUCAUGACCUGGGCUGAAGUCGGACGCUCAACCGACUGAGCCACCCAGGCGCCCCUCGAGUCCCUGUUUUCAACUGUUGGAGGUGUGUAGCCAGAAGUGGGAUUGCUGGGUCAUGUGGUAAUUCUAGGUUUUGUUUUUUUGAGGAACUGCUAACUGUCUUCCUCAGUGGCUGCGGCAUUUUACCUUCCCACCGGCCAUGUACAAGGAUUCCAGUUUCCGAACGUCCUCUCCAGUGCUUGUUAGUUUUGUUUUCUGUUUGUUUUUGGAUAACGGCCAUACGAAUGGGUGUGAGGCGGUCCAAAGUAACCUUUUUGCCAUUGUGUUUUGGAUGCCUGAAUCACAAAAGUUAUAUUUGGAAGAGCUCUUAGCACCCAUACAUCAGCGCCUUAUGCUCGAAACAUUGCCUUGAUCUCAUGACCAACUUCCAAGAUUUCUUCUGGAAGGAAGGUCCAUUUUAAGAGGUCUUCGUCGUUUAAAGAACUAGGUAAAUACACACACGGCUAAAAUCCUUCUUGGCACCUGGAGCACCAUCCGUGGCGAAAGAAUCAGACAACACAGUCUGUGGUCCAAGGCUGGCUGUGUGUGAUUUGGAGCAGCCGGAACCUCCUGCUGGUCCAUCCGUCAUGCGUGCUUGUCCUGGCUCAGAACUUCACGGGAGAAAAAGAGGCCAGAAUGUCGUGCCGUCUUUGGGCAGGCAGACGUCCCUGACGACGUCGGUAACACCCAAAGCGGAACAGAGCAUGGCUUACAAAGACUUUAUUUAUUUCACCGUCGUUGAAGGGAACGUCCGCAAUGUUUCUGAAGUCUCGGUUGAGUAUUUAUGCUCUCAGCCGUGUGUUGUCAAUCUGGAAGCCGUUGUCUCGUCCGAGUUCAGAAGUAGCAUCCCUGUGUACAAAAAGAGGUGGAAAAAUGAAAAGCAUCUUCACACCAGCAGGACACAAAUAGUGCACGUGAGAUUUCCGAGCAUCAUGGUUUACAGAGAUGAUUAUUUCAUCAGACACUCCAUUUCGGUAUCCGCGGUGAUACUACGCGCCUGGAUUACUCACAGAUACAGUGGUGGAGACUUGAAUGUUAAAUGGGAGGACAAUUUGCUACAUGCCGUAGCUAAGAAUUAUACUCUGCUGAAGACGGUCCCGCCUUUCGAACGCCCUUUCAAAGACCAUCAAGUGUGCCUGGAGUGGAACAUGGAUUAUAUUUGGAACCUUCGGGCAAACAAGAUUCCCCAGUGUCCUCUUGAAAGUGCCGUCUUGCUGUUUGCAGAUGUGGUCACCCUGCUGGGCUUUCUCUAUGCCUCCAGUGGAGAAAACACAGGCAUUGUGAAGAAGUUCCCGAGGUUUCACAACCGAGAGCUGGAGGCCACCCGACGCCAGCGGAUAGAUUAUCCAGUGUUUACUGUUUCAUUGUGGCUUUAUUUACUCCAUUAUUGCAAGGCCAGUCUCUGUGGGAUUCUGUACUUUGUUGAUUCUAAUGAGAUGUACGGCACGCCGUCUGUAUUUCUUACCGAAGAGGGCCACUUGCAUAUUCAGAUGCACCUUGUCAAAGGAGAAGACCUUGCGGUAAAAACGAAAUUCACCAUGCCCUUGAAGGAGUGGUUUCGACUGGAUCUCUCUUUUAACGGAGGCCAGGUAAUAGUGGUAGCCACCAGCCUUGGACAGGAUUUGAAAAGCUACCAUAAUCAGACCAUUAGCUUCAGGGAGGAUUUCUAUUAUAAUGACACUGCUGGGUACUUCAUUAUUGGAGGGAGCAGGUAUGUGACUGGCAUUGAAGGGUUUUUUGGACCCCUGAAGUACUAUCGUCUCCACACUCUGCACCCUGCACAGAUUUUAAACCCCCUCCUUGAGAAGCAGCUUGCUGACCGGAUCAAGUUAUAUUACGAAAGGUGUGCUGAGGUCCAAGAAAUAGUGUCUGUGUACAUGUCCACGGUACAGCAAGGGGGCGGGAGACCAGAAGCAUGCGACCUCCGGAACUCCUAUCUGGACCUGAAGCUCAGGUACGGGAGGCCCUCCACGUGCAGAGCCUUCCCCUGGGAGCAGGAGCUGAAAGACCGCCACCCCAGCUUGUUCCAGACCUUGGUGGAGAUGGGUUUGUUGACAGUACCGAGGAACCAAAAUGAAUCUGUAUUAGAAGUUGGCGGGAGGAUAUUUGAGAAGGCUGUAAAGAGACUCUCCAGUGUUGAUGGUCUUCACCAAAUUAGCUCUGUCGUCCCCUUUCUGAUGGAUUCCAGCUGUUGUGGAUACCAUAAAGCAUCCUACUACCUCGCAGUCUUCUUUGAAACUGGAUUCAGUGUACCUCAGGAUCAGCUGCAGGGCAUGUUGUAUAGCUUGGUGGGAGGCCAGGGCAGUGAGAGGCUGUCUUCAAUGAAUCUUGGCUACAAGCACUACCAGGGUGUCGAUAACUACCCCCUCGACUGGGAGCUGUCUUACGCAUACUAUAGCAACAUUGCCACGAAGACACCCCUCGACCAGCACACGCUACAGGGAGAUCAGGCAUAUGUCGAGACAAUUAGACUGAAGGAUGAGGAAACGCUCAAGGUACAAACGAAAGAGGAUGGAGAUGUCUUCAUGUGGUUGAAGCACGAGGCCACCCGAGGCAAUGCGGCAGCUCAGCAACGAUUGGCCCAGAUGCUGUUUUGGGGCCAGCAAGGUGUGGCCAAGAAUCCUGAAGCGGCAAUCGAGUGGUACGCCAAGGGUGCCCUGGAGACUGAGGACCCCGCGUUGAUAUAUGACUAUGCCAUUGUGUUAUUCAAGGGUCAAGGAGUAAAAAAGAACAGACGGCUUGCCUUAGAGCUGAUGAAGAAAGCGGCUUCCAAGGGAUUGCAUCAGGCAGUCAAUGGCUUAGGAUGGUAUUACCACAAAUUCAAGAAAAAUUAUGCUAAAGCGGCCAAGUACUGGCUAAAAGCAGAAGAGAUGGGGAACCCGGAUGCAUCGUACAAUCUUGGAGUCCUGCAUUUGGAUGGCAUUUUCCCAGGAAUUCCUGAAAGGAAUCAAACGUUAGCCGGUGAAUAUUUCCAUAAGGCUGCACAAGGCGGACACAUCGAAGGAACCUUGUGGUGUUCUCUCUAUUAUAUCACAGGCAACCUGGAGACCUUCCCUAGAGAUCCCGAGAAGGCUGUGGUAUGGGCAAAGCACGUAGCUGAGAAAAAUGGCUACUUGGGCCACGUCAUUCGCAAAGGCCUCAAUGCCUACCUGGAGGGUUCAUGGCACGAAGCUUUGCUGUAUUAUGUUUUAGCAGCAGAAACUGGAAUUGAAGUGUCACAGACAAAUUUAGCACACAUCUGUGAGGAGAGGCCAGAUCUGGCCAAGAGAUAUUUGAGCGUGAAUUGUGUUUGGAGAUACUAUAAUUUCUCUGUUUUUCAAAUCGGUGCUCCUUCGUUUGCAUAUCUGAAAAUGGGAGACCUUUACUACUAUGGCCACCAAAACCAGUCACAAGACCUUGAGUUGUCUGUGCAGAUGUACGCCCAAGCCGCAUUGGAUGGAGACUCACAGGGAUUUUUUAACCUGGCUCUGCUAAUUGAGGAAGGUGCUAUAAUCCCACAUCAUAUUUUGGAUUUCUUGGAAAUUGACCCAACUAUCCAUUCUAAUAACAUCUCCAUCCUUCAGGAACUGUAUGAAAGGUGCUGGAGCCAAAGUAGCGAGGAGUCCUUCAGCCCCUGUUCCCUGGCCUGGCUUUACCUUCACCUGAGGCUCAUCUGGGGUGCCGUGCUGCACUCCGCUCUGAUCUACUUUCUGGGAACCUUCUUGCUGUCUGUAUUGAUCGCCUGGACUGUGCAGUAUUUCCAGUCUGUUUCAGCCAGUGGUUCCCGUCCCACACCAGCCCGGGCCUCCUCAGACCCCACGGCCCCGUCCACCAGUCCGGCUGUGACUCCAGCUGCAGAUGCCUCCGCUCAGGACCAGCCCACGGUCACUAAUAACACAGAGCCUUGAGAGUGAACUGUGCGCUCCAGGUCUCUCCCGAUGAGAGACAGUCCUUCCAACAGCUGGUAUUGGAAAGCUGGGGCUAGGGCAUUAUACUGAUAAACACCUUACAUACAUGUCUUGUCAACUGGAUGCGAAUUUUGCACUUGGUGUCUUUUUGUUUGUUUGUUUUAAUCAAAUUAGGAGGAAGUACCCAGAGCAGGCAGUGGCUAAACCAACGGUUAUCAGCCAGAUACAAGGAGACUCCCGAUCACAGGGGCCUGUUGAGGAGGUUAAUUGGGUCACUGCAGAUGUGUGUAUGGGGAGUCAGAGUUUGCCCUGUGGCCCAUCUGAAUCCUUACACACUGAGAUGCAUUAAAAAAAAAUCUUAGCCCCUGUUCAUUCCCUGUUAUUAAAGAACAGAAAAUUGUGACUUGUCUACCAGUUAGAGAAUAUUUCGGUAUGUGUGUUUGCCACAGUCCGGCUCCUCAAAGUCCAAAAGACGGGUUUCAAUUUGACUUCCAAGACCCGGCGGUUCUAAGGCACCUUGAAAUAAAUAGGUUAUGGCUGGAAAUGCAGGGAGGGUGAUGGCUUUGUAAAUGGGUUUACAUUUUUCUCCUUGGAUUUUUCUAGGGUCGGGCUUCCGAAUCAUUUAAUGACAUUGUUGGAUAUCGUUUACUUUUCAAUCAAAUCCAUAAAAUAACAUUUAGAAAAUCCUUAGUAUUUAACUGUAGUCUUCUCCAUGAAUUACCCAUUAGAAUAGACCGGCAGCAGGGGAAUAUGCAGGAAAUAAGCCUUUAGCUCAUAGUUCCGUCCCUACCCCUUAUGCCUGCCUGAGUUUGUGUGACGGUAUGUGUGUGUGUGUGUGUGUGUGUGUGUAUGCGCGUGUGUGUGUGUGUGUGUGAGGGGGGGGGUGGGGGGGAAAGAGGAAGAGCAGACUGUCUGUAUGCUGUAUGCUGCUAAGGUAGUAAAUAAAUCAGUAAUGCAAUAUUGUGGGUCCAAACUACUCUUUGCACUACUUUAUUUACAGUAGUAAAUAAAAAUUAUUUUUAUACUGUU